Molecule: messenger RNA, 834 nt
Organism: Stylonychia lemnae
Lineage: Eukaryota; Ciliophora; Spirotrichea; Sporadotrichida; Oxytrichidae
Source: the annotation of a GenBank genome assembly
AUGUCAAAUUAAUAGAAUGAUCAAGCUGUGACUUCAGACUCAGAUCAAGAUAACAACGGAGGUGGCUUUGAUUUGCUUGCUAUGAUAAACAAGAAAGUAGUGAACCAAUAAUCUCUUUAAGAGUAAAAAAACCAACAAUAAAACCAAGAAUUAUAGGAGUAUUACUAGGCAAAGCGUUAGCAAGCAGAGGAAAGAUUAAAUGAGAGAAUUCAAGUGCUGAGACUAUUCAAGGGCAAUGGAGAAAAUAUCUAGCAAAAGAUGAAGUUGCUUGAAAAAAUACCGCAAUAGACUAGUGAGUGUCUCGAUGCUGAACUUGAGAGAAAUCUUAAAAGAUUAAUUAAGGAGGCUGAGGACUUCGAAUAAGACUAAUUGCAUUAAGGAAUAUCGCAAGAUUACUUGAUUUCCCCAUCGUUUGUGCUGACUCCAUUUACUCAGAGGCUAAUCAACGAAACUAGAGAGUAUGCAAAUCCACUAAUUUUGGAAAAGGUCGUAUCAUAUUAUGAUUUGGAUGAGAUCGGCUCGAACUAUUCCAAGGAUGUCUACAAUCCACACAACAAGGAACCAGAUGACUUUUACGAAGAGAUUGCAAGAAGACAAAAUGAAAUGAUGCUUCAGCAGCAGGAAGAAAUGAUAAGAAAGCGUCGAAUGCUUGAAUAGCAAAGAGAGAAGUUAGUUGAGAGCAGAGCUCAAAGAAUAGCUGAGAUGACUAAUACUGAUGUCAAAAUGGUUGAGGAAACAUUAUUAAUGGCUAAUUAGAAGAAAAAUCAACUGGGGUCUAGAUUCGAUAAUGUCAAUGCUAAUCCUAUCAUGCCUCUAAUGCCUAGAAGAAUGUGA